AACAAUAUCUCAAAUCCAAAGAACUCAACUAUCUCUUAGAAAAACCAAAAACAGUUCAUCACCCCAAACUUUCGAAAUGGCUCGUACCAAGCAGACAGCUAGGAAAUCAACCGGAGGCAAAGCUCCAAGGAAGCAGCUGGCGACCAAAGCGGCGAGGAAAUCAGCCCCAGCCACCGGAGGAGUGAAGAAGCCACACAGAUUCAGACCUGGAACCGUCGCGUUGAGGGAGAUCAGGAAGUACCAGAAGAGCACUGAGCUUCUCAUCCGUAAGCUCCCUUUCCAGAGGCUUGUGAGAGAGAUCGCUCAGGAUUUCAAGACCGAUCUCCGUUUCCAGAGCAGUGCCGUCGCCGCUCUCCAGGAAGCUGCUGAGGCUUACCUUGUUGGACUCUUCGAAGACACCAAUCUCUGCGCUAUCCACGCCAAGAGAGUCACCAUCAUGCCCAAGGACAUCCAGCUCGCCAGAAGAAUCAGAGGCGAACGUGCUUAGAUCUCUCGAGUAUUACUAUUCUGGUGUGCCUUUUGUGUUUCUUCUUUAGAUCGAUCGAGUCAUGAAUGUAAAAUUUCACGUUUAAUCCAAGUGUUUUCAAUAUUAAUUCCAAUCAAACUACCUUAAUUCGA
Molecule: messenger RNA, 618 nt
Organism: Capsella rubella
Lineage: Eukaryota; Viridiplantae; Streptophyta; Magnoliopsida; Brassicales; Brassicaceae
Product: histone H3.2
Exons: 1
Coding region: 77-487 (136 amino acids)
Cellular component (GO): nucleosome
Molecular function (GO): DNA binding; structural constituent of chromatin; protein heterodimerization activity
Source: RefSeq, a predicted model, not a curated record